GAGGUCACUAUAGGCCAGUGGCGGCAAUUAACGGUUGCGUCAGCGUUUGGAAGGGGAUAUAAAGGAGGAUGCCACCGAGAACCGAUACACAGGAAGAGAACCACUUUUACCUCUGAACAGCAGGAAAAGGAUCACACAGCGAAAAUGAAACUCCCCGUUGCCAUCGCAGUGCUGUUUUUGGUACUGGCUGCAAACACAGAGGCCCAGGACGCCCAGGAGCCAACGAUUGAAGAGCGCUUCCAAACAUUCGGGAACCAGAUGAAAGCAUUUGCCGAAGACCUCUCUCAGAAGACUAAGGGCGUCUUUGAAGAUAUCCACAAGAGUGACGCUGCUGUCAAUACCAGGAACUGGUUCACUGAGGCCUUCGGGAAGGUGAAGGAUAAGCUGGCGGAGACCUUUCAGCAGUAAUCGGCCGCUGUCCUCCGUGCGCUACGCUUGCUCUCAAUUUGGCAUCUCCCUUCUUCUGUUACACCCUCUCUCUGAUAAUCCUGCUGUUGCUGAAAGUUCCUGAUAAAAAUUUUUUUUUUUUUUUUUUUUUUUU
Molecule: messenger RNA, 541 nt
Organism: Anguilla anguilla (European eel)
Lineage: Eukaryota; Metazoa; Chordata; Actinopteri; Anguilliformes; Anguillidae
Gene: apoc1
Product: apolipoprotein C-I
Exons: 4
Coding region: 145-408 (87 amino acids)
Biological process (GO): triglyceride metabolic process; lipoprotein metabolic process; negative regulation of cholesterol transport
Cellular component (GO): high-density lipoprotein particle; very-low-density lipoprotein particle; extracellular region
Molecular function (GO): fatty acid binding; phospholipase inhibitor activity
Source: RefSeq, a predicted model, not a curated record